Microstroma glucosiphilum is the source of this 2587-nucleotide messenger RNA. RefSeq lists its product as hypothetical. The transcript has a single exon. NCBI's taxonomy places the organism in Eukaryota, Fungi, Basidiomycota, Exobasidiomycetes, Microstromatales, Microstromataceae. The coding region runs from base 314 to 2476 and encodes 720 amino acids. The record is from RefSeq and is a predicted model, not a curated record.
CUUCUCGUUUUCACCUCGGACCAUACUCGGCCGUCUCACUCGCCACCAUCGACACCAGUGAGCAUCCUCGACGUCGACACUCGUACGCACGCAUCGGCUGCAUCCACUCGUUGCUACCUCGCUCCCUUCCCUGUCUCGCCUGACCCCGGCUGGGUGUCACCGGUCCGACCCACUAGGUCACCAAGAGCGCACAAGUGCAAAAGCCCUCGGCCAAGCCUCGCCCCCCCCCCAGACCCCCCCGUUCCCACCGCGCUACCUCCCCCACCUUUGCGCGAUACCAGUGCGCGUUCGUGGUCACAUCCGCCCCCCGACAAUGUCUGCCGCUAUCGAGCACGACGUCACUGCCGACGUCAAUCUCGACGGAGAUGUGAAACAACACGAACAACACCACGACGAUGGUACUGGAGACCAAGGGCUCCUCGAACACGAUGCAUCCAUCCACCAGCACCAUCACCAUCACCAGGACCCCGCCAUCACCGACGCCAUCAACGAAGUCUACCAGCACACCACCGAGGAACAUCAGCAGCAACUUCAGCACCAAGACGAGACCGGAGACCAAGAAGACUUAUACCAUCAUGAUCACCAGCAAUACCAGGACCAUCAGCAACAUGAUACCCACCACCAGCAGGAGCCCAUCGAACAUGAAGGCGCCGAGGGCAAGCUGGAACAGCAUGAGCACGAUGCAGAAGCUGCUCCCGCCGAGGCAACUGCCUUCGACUUCCUUCCCUUCUUUCCCAAUGGAGCUCAAGACAUGAACAGGUUCGCAGAAGCUUGGCAGCAAGGUCAACAACAGCUUCAGGCUCAAGCGGCAGCAGCAGCAGCCGCUGCCGCCGCUGCAACUCAGCAUCACGGACAGCAGCUGGAUCAGGAUGGCAAGCUCCAACAUGGUGAGCUCGGCACUGGAGAGCUCCAGGACGGGCAGAACGGCGAGCACAAUGGCCAGAUAGCAGAGGUCGGACAAGAUGGCAAGAUCGAGCAGGGAGUUGACGCUGGCGAUGCUGGCCUCUUGCUAGGCAUGGCUGCCGAGAGCAACAAUCAGGCAGCUGCUCAGCAGCAGCAAGUACAGAACGCUAUUGCAGCCUAUUCCGCCGCUUCGCCCAAUGGCGGCUAUGGCUCACAGGCUGCUUACGGUAGUGAUGGCACUCACAACUCUGCCAGGGAUGCUGCAGCAGCAGCAGCUGCCGCUGCCGCUGCAUCCUCCGGUGUGAACCCAGCCUACGCCAUUGCCGCCGCUCUCGCUGCCCAAUCGCAACGCAAUGGACAGACCUGGGACUAUGCUCAACUGUCCAGCUAUGCCAACGCCGCUGCUGCCGCGAAUCCUUACAGUAACCCCAACUACCAAGCCAACAUCGCAGCCUACAACCAGCAGCAGCAUCCCGAUGACCCUUCGGCUUCCGACCACACAAUCCCCAAAACUAAGGUUCGAGGUUCACGAGCACCGGGCACAGUGCCGAACACGAUCGGUGGUCACACCCACCGUCCUGGAUCGGGUCACGCCUUCUGCAGCGGUCCCGUGGUGGAAGGCACCAACAUCAAGCGAUUCGUCUUCCCUUGUCCGCCAAGUGUCUCUUCGGGUCGUCAGAAGCACGUCCAGUCUGCUCAGCAGAUGGCUGAUACGUACCCACUUGCAGAACACCCAUGCGACCGGUGUACCGGCUACGACAAUCCACUGCCGUGCUUCCACAUUCCUGGCAACAAGUGCGUGUACUGCAAAUUCCUAAGCAAACCUUGCUCACUUCAGCCAGGAGGUAGCAACAGCAAGGGCAUCCGUCGACCUGGAGAUAGUCAAGACGGCAAGCCAAAGAAGAAGCGCAAGACUGACAAGGAUGGAUAUGAAGAGGGCGAAGACCCCAACGAUACAAUGGGCGCUGAGGGUGUGGAUGAUCAGGGGGAAGCAGAUGCUUCUGCAUACCUUGAGCAGAACCCGGAAGGUUAUGAGAAUCAGCAGCAUCACCAGCUGGACGGAGUUCAACAGGAGCAGCAAGAACAUCAGCCACAGUUGGGAGACGAAGAGCAGGGUCACCAGUUGGCGCAGGACCUCGCGGCUGCGGCAGCAGCAGCUCAGCAGCAACAUGAAGAACAGCUGCAGGCGCAAGCUGCCCAGGCUAUACAGCAGGCUCAGGCCCAACAGGAAGAGGAGGAGCAGCAGCAGCAGCAGCAGCAGCAGCAGCAGCAGCAGCAGCUACAGGAACAGCAGCAAGAGGAACAGCCAGGCGAUGGGCAGCAAAUGGAAGAGCCACAGCAUGAAGAGCAGCAGUACGAAGAAGGGCAGCAGGAGCAUCAUCAGGAGCAGCAAGCAGAGGGGCAGGAGCAAGAACAGCAACAAGAGCUGCAGGACCAGGAGCCAGAGCAGGAGUUUGUAGCUCAGGAUCUGAUCAAUGAGCAGCCGGACCAGCCAGAACAGGUCGAGCAGGCAGAACAGGUCGAGCAGCCUGAGCAGCAAUUCUUGGCAGAGCCCUUGGAGCAGCAGGAGUAGAGCAAAGCAGCUGCGGAAGUCGUAGUACAGUGGUGUUCAUGAGACCGAUCAAAGUUUAGCGUUCGCAGUACCUUUCCCCCCCAUCCACCAUCAUCUGCCCUCCCUUUAGAU